Arabidopsis thaliana (thale cress) is the source of this 1731-nucleotide messenger RNA. It is a transcript of the gene MEE16, whose product is annotated as RING/U-box superfamily protein. Gene Ontology annotation, cellular component: membrane. Gene Ontology annotation, biological process: protein ubiquitination. Lineage: Eukaryota; Viridiplantae; Streptophyta; Magnoliopsida; Brassicales; Brassicaceae. The transcript has a single exon. The record is from RefSeq and is marked reviewed. Gene Ontology annotation, molecular function: ubiquitin protein ligase activity. The coding region runs from base 172 to 1443 and encodes 423 amino acids.
CUUAAUCAUCACUCUAUCUCAUAAAUUUUCAAAAAACUUUGAGCUCAAAUCUUUAUUUCUCUUCUUUCAAUUACAAGAUAAACCAAAACUCUCAGAAAACAGAGCAUGCAUUAAUAAUCUCUGUUUUUGAGCUCAAAUUUGUUCUCUUUCACUUUUUUUUCCAGAGAAAACAUGAACAAGAUUUUACCGGAAAUGAAAUCAACUCAGAAUUUGAUCUCUUCUUCACCACCACCACCAUUGAUACCUCUCAAAUCAAACACAAGCUUGUCAAAUUUAAACAGCAAAAUCACUCCAAAUAUUCUUCUAAUAAUCAUAAUCCUCUCGAUCAUCUUCUUCAUCUCUGGUCUUCUCCAUAUUCUUGUCAAAUUCCUCCUCACACCAUCAAGAGAAAGCAGAGAAGAUUACUUCGACAAUGUUACAGCUCUUCAAGGCCAGCUUCAACAACUCUUUAACCUCCAUGAUUCUGGCGUUGACCAAUCCUUAAUCGACACGUUACCUGUUUUUCAUUACAAGUCCAUUGUCGGUCUCAAAAUCUCUCCUUUUGAUUGUCCUGUUUGUCUCUGUGAGUUUGAAACAGAGGAUAAACUUAGACUCUUGCCUAAAUGCAGCCAUGCCUUUCACGUUGAGUGUAUCGACACGUGGCUUCUCUCUCACUCUACUUGUCCCUUGUGUAGAUCUAAUCUCCUCUCUGGUUUUUCGUCUCACCACAAUCUAAGCUCCUCGUAUCUACUUGUUCUUGAGAGUGAACAAAGCUCGAGAGAUAUGGUUCCUGUUCUUGAGUCUAACUCUCAACUAGGUUAUGAUGUGAACAAUGAUUCUGAGUCGACCCGGAUUAGGUCGGGUCGUAAAUCAUGUGACCCGGAUGGUGACAUGGAUGGUUUAGAUGAAAAGGUUGUUCCUUUAGAAGUUAAGUUAGGGAAGUUUAGGAACAUAGAUCAUGUUGGUGAAGGAAGUGACCAGAAGAAAAAUAGCAUAAGUGGUAAUAGUAAAAAUGUGGAUGGAAGGAGGUGUUUGUCAAUGGGAUCAUAUGAGUAUAUUAUGGAUCAAGAAGCUACACUUAAGGUUCAUGUUUCGACCAAGAAACUAUCCGGAAAAGACCGGGUGCCGAGCCACAGGACCGUUAUGUCCGAAUGCGGUUUUGAUCCAACAGUUAAGGGAAUUGAGAAGAGUGUUGUGGAGAGGGAGAGCUUUUCUUUAUCGAAAAUUUGGCUAAGGGGUAAAAAGGAGAAGCAAAAGGGGACUAGUGCUAGAGAUUCGGAUUGUUCUUUCGUGUCUUCCUCUUCACUCCGGUUUCCAAACCAUCGGAUUCCUCCCGAAGAGAGUCUUAAGAGCGAAAAUUCGGAAUCUUUGGAGACGAAAACGCCAUCUUUUGCUAGGAGGACCAUGCAUUGGCUUGCAGGGAGACAAAACAAGAUUGUUCAGCCUUCUACAUCCAAUGUCUAGGUUUUUAUUUUCUUUUGCUUAUUAAAUUUUUAUUUUUUUCUUUACAAUUGUGUUUGGAAAUUUUGUGUGUUUUCAUUAGAGAGAAAGUAGAUGAAUAGUGGGAGAUUAAUUAGAAAUGUAGGGUUCGUACUUCUUAGGCCCAUUGAAAAUUUGGUCGGUCUGCAAACAUUUUAGCCAUUGUUCUAAUCUCCUUACUUGAGCAGUUUAAACAAAGUUAAUGUAUCGCAAUCAUGUUAAUUACCAGAGUCUUUAUAUUAUGAAUUUAUGACUUUGUCUUGUAAGAAUUUG